AUGGCGUACUUGCGAUGGCAACUUCUGGUCCCCGGCUGGGGAAACUACAUGUUGACGUCCCGAGGGGUGACCUAUGAGUGUUCACACAGCCCUUGGAUCAUUAUUUCCGGCUGGGUGUCCCUGGUCAUUGGCCUAAUGGUGUCUCCCUAUUUGCCAUUGAGGACCACUUUCUGCUUCUUCGAUAUCGCCAGCAUCCACCAGAGUGAUGAGGACUUGAAGGAGCGAGGCAUUUACAGCAUAGGUGGCUUUCUGUCAGUGUCAAACGAGCUUCGUAUCCUUUGGAGCCGGCCGUAUUUUUCGAGGCUUUGGUGCCUGUUUGAGAUCGCGGCGUUUCGGAAGGCCAAUCCCCGUGGGCAGAUCGUUUUCAAGCCACUCUUCGUGGAACGAGCCGUGGCAUUUCUGAUUUGCAUGUUUUUCCUCUUCUCUCUGACUGACAUGGUGCUGUCCAUCUACAUAGAAGACGACAGGGAGCUCAAGAACCUCUGGUGGGAGCUAUUUGCGGUGUUUUCUCCCGUUUUCCCGCUGGUGCAUGUAGCGCGGUGCAACUACCGCGAGAAGGCGCGGCUGCUGAAUGAUUUGAAGCGGUUCGAACUGGAUGAUGUGUCUUGCAAUUCCUUCUUCGACACUCGUUUUAUUCAUGCUGCCAUCGACCAUUGGUAUGGAAGCAAAGAAGCCUUCAGGGACUUUGUGCGUGGGCCGCUGCGGGAAGAGCUGCGGGGCACAUCGAGACAGUUGGAUCCGUCUUACGUGAUGAUGAGCAUUAGCAGUACCGCCGCUUGGUUGGUCGAGACCUCAGUGGCUCUCAAGCAUGGAGGCGCCGAUGGCCUAUCGAUCUUAAGUUAUGCCCUUUGCUGGAGCUCUUUCGCGCUCUUUUGGGCCUGGUCACUACUUACUGGCAUCAUUUAUCUCAGUGAGAAGACCUCAGCGCCUUGCACUACACGCUUGGUGGACUGGCUUUUGACCUGCACGGUGGCCUCAGCAGCACUAGCAUGGACGGGUGUCGGAGUGGCUCUAUGCAUCGUGGUGAGCCAGGCGAAGACAAUGUGGGCACCUAUUGGACUGUUCACCUGCUCGAUGUCUUUGCCCUGUUUAGGCCAAUGGCUUGGACACUCCUGGCCCGCAGCUGUGUGA
Molecule: messenger RNA, 1131 nt
Organism: Durusdinium trenchii
Lineage: Eukaryota; Dinophyceae; Suessiales; Symbiodiniaceae
Source: the annotation of a GenBank genome assembly